CAGUCAGGCGGGCGGGGCGGGGUGGGGCGGGCGGCGGCGGCGGCGGCUCCCCGAUGGCAGCGGCGGGGCCGGCGGCGGCCGCGGCUCCCGCUGGGCUCCAGGCGGUGACGGCGGGGCGGCGCCGCCGGGCGCGGGGGCUGCGGGCCCCCGCUGCGGGGCAGCGAGCAGCGGCCGUCGCCAUGGCAGCGCCGCGCAGGUGAAGGCGCGAGCGGCCCGAGUCCGCGGCGCCGGCGCCCUCCCCGCCAUGGCGAGCCCGGCCGCCAGCCCCGACUCUUCCUCGCACGAAGCCCUCUCCUCCGUCAACUCGGCGCCGGCCUGCUCGCCCGCUUCCGACUCGGAAAACCUCAGCCCCGAUGAGCUGGAGCUGCUGGCCAAACUGGAGGAGCAGAACAGGCUCCUGGAAGCCGACUCCAAGUCCAUGCGCUCCAUGAACGGCUCGCGGCGGAACAGCGGCUCCUCGCUGGUCUCCAGCUCGUCGGCCUCCUCCAACCUGAGCCACCUCGAGGAGGACACGUGGAUCCUCUGGGGCCGCAUCGUCAACGAGUGGGACGAGUGGCGGAAGAAGAAGGAGAAGCUGCUGAAGGAGCUCAUCCGGAAAGGGAUCCCCCACCACUUCCGUGCCAUCGUCUGGCAGCUGCUCUGCAGUGCCACCGACAUGCCCGUCAAGAACCAGUACUCGGAGCUGCUCAAGAUGUCCUCGCCCUGCGAGAAGCUCAUCCGCCGGGACAUCGCCCGCACCUACCCCGAGCACGAGUUCUUCAAGGGACAGGACAGCCUCGGCCAGGAGGUGCUCUUCAACGUCAUGAAGGCUUAUUCCCUGGUGGACCGGGAGGUGGGAUACUGCCAGGGCAGCGCCUUCAUCGUGGGAUUGCUGCUCAUGCAGAUGCCGGAGGAGGAGGCUUUCUGCGUGUUCGUGCGGCUGAUGCAGGAAUACCGCUUGCGGGAGCUCUUCAAGCCCAGCAUGGCCGAGCUGGGGCUCUGCAUCUACCAGUUCGAGUACAUGCUGCAGGAGCAGCUGCCGGAGCUGAACAUCCACUUCCGUUCGCAGAGCUUCCUCACCUCCAUGUACGCCUCGUCCUGGUUCCUCACCCUCUUCCUCACCACCUUCCCCUUGCCGGUGGCCACGCGGGUCUUCGACAUCUUCAUGUACGAGGGGCUGGAGAUCAUCUUCCGCGUGGGCAUGGCCCUCCUGCAGUUCAACCAGGCCGAGCUGAUCCAGCUGGACAUGGAGGGGAUGUCGCAGUACUUCCAGAAGGUGAUUCCCCACCAGUUCGACAGCUGCCCCGACAAGCUCAUCCUGAAAGCCUACCAGGUCAAAUACAACCCCAAAAAGAUGAAGCGGCUGGAGAAGGAAUACGCUGCCAUCAAGAACAAGGAGAUGGAGGAGCAGAUCGAGAUCAAGCGGCUCAGGACCGAGAACCGCCUGCUGAAGCAGCGGAUCGAGACGCUGGAGAAGGAGAGCGCUGCCUUGGCAGACAGGCUCAUCCAGGGCCAGGUGACGCGAGCGCAGGAGGCGGAGGAGAACUACAUCAUCAAGCGGGAGCUGGCGGUGGUGAAGCAGCAGUGCAGCUCGGCCACGGAGAACCUGCAGCGAGCCCAGAGCACCAUCCGCGAGCUGCAGGACCAGCAGGGCAACCCGCGCUUCACGGAGGAGUUCGUCACCCACCUGGAGACGGAGCUGGAGCAGUCGCGGCUGCGGGAGACCGAAACCCUCAGCGCCCUCAAAGAGAUGCAGGACAAAGUGCUGGACAUGGAGAAGAGGAACAGCCUGCUCCCGGACGAGAACAACGUGGCCCGCUUGCAGGAGGAGCUCAAGGCGCUGAAGGUGCGUGAGGCCGAGGCCGUGAAGUCGCUCAAGGAGCUGCAGCAGCAGGUCAAGGACCUCAACGACACCUGGCAGGCUCAGCUGGCGCGGGCCAGCGGGCGCUGGAAGGACUCGCCCCGCAAGAACAACGUCAACGAGCUGCAGGACGAGCUGAUGACGGCGCGCCUGCGCGAGACGCAGGCCCAGGCCGAGCUGCGCGAGCUGCGGCAGCGGGUGGUGGAGCUGGAAACCCAGGACCAGAUCCACAGCAACCUGCUGAACCGGACGGAGCAGGAGUGCGCGGGGCUGCAGGAGAAGCUGCAGUACGUCACGGCCCAGAACAAGGGGCUCCAGACCCAGCUGAGCGAGACCAAGCGCAAGCACGCCGAGUCCGAGUGCAAGAGCAAGGAGGAGGUGAUGGCGGUGCGGCUGCGCGAGGCCGACAGCAUGGCAGCGGUGGCCGAGAUGCGGCAGCGCAUCGCCGAGCUGGAGAUCCAGAGGGAAGAGGGCAUGAUCCAGGGCCAGCUCAACAACUCGGACGCCUCGCAGUACAUCCGCGAGCUCAAGGACCACAUCGACGAGCUCAAGGCCGAGAUCCGGCUGCUGAAGGGCCCCAAGGCCUUCGGCGAGGCGCUGGGCUUCGACAGCAUCCACAUCGUGCGGCACCUGGCCGACGAGGACUCGCUGGCCUCGUCGGACGAGGAGCUGGCGCCAGCGCCCUUCGCCCUGCCGCCCCGCGGCUUCCUGCGCCCCGCCGCCCGCGCCAAGGAGAGCUCGGGCAGCACCGACAGCGAGGCCGAGGAGCCCCCGGCCCCUGCCAGCCCCCACGCCGGCCCCCUGGCCCGCUGACGCGCCGGGGACGAGCCGCGGUGGGGACGAGCCGCGGCGGGGACGAGCCGUGCCGGGACGAGCCGCGCGCCGGGGACAGCGGUGAAGCCACGCUCCGACGCCAAGGUCGAACCCGUGGUCCAACGCUAAGGUCGAACUCGUGGUCCGACGCUGGGGUCGAAGCCCCGCUCUAACAUUGGGGUCAAACCCGUGCGCCAGGUGGGGGUGGACCCAUCUUCUACCUGGGGUCUAACCUGUGCUCUUCCUGGGGCUGACCCCCACGCUCUAACUUCGGGGUUGACCCCCACGCUCUAACAUGUGGGGUUGAACCCACACGCUAACGUUGGGGUCAAACCCAUGCACUGCGUGGGGGGUGGACCCACACGCCAACGCUGGGGUGGAACCCAUGCACCAGCGGGGGUGGAACUCGUGCUCUAACGUUGCAGUUGACCCACUGCUCUAACGUUGCGGUUGACCCACUGCUCUGACCUUGGGGUUGACCCCAUGCUCUGCCUGGGGCUGAACCCACAGUCCUAACGUAGGGUUGAACCGAGGCACCUGCUGGGCUCGGACCCACGUGCCAACACUGGGGUUGGACCCACAGCCCAGCUGGGGUCGAUCCCACACACUAACAUCGGGGUUGAACCUAUUCUCCAGCAUUCGGGGUCAAACCUAUGUUCAGGCUGGGGUUGAACCCACGCAGUAAUGUUGGGGUUGAACCAAGGCACCAGCUGAGGUUGGACCCACACGCCAACGUUGGGCUUGAACCCGUGCUCUGCUUGGGGUUGAACCCAUGCUCCAACGUUGGGGUUGAACCAAGGCACCAGCUGAGGUUGGACCCACACGCCAACGUUGGGCUUGAACCCGUGCUCUGCUUGGGGUUGAACCCACACUCUAAUAUUGGGGUUGACUCUCUGUCAUGACUGGGGUUGGACCCCCUUCUCCAACGUUGAGGUUGAACCCACGCUCUAACGUUGGGGUUCAACCCACGCACCAGCUGGACUUGACCCCACACACUAAUAUUUGGGUUGAACCCAAGCUCUAACUUUGGGGUCAAAACCAUGCACUGGGUUGGGGGGGGGGGAAUGGACCCACACUCUAACACUGGGGGUCAGACCCACAUGCUAACAUUCGGAUUGAUGCCACACACAACAUUGGGGUCAAACUCAUGCUCUGCCUGGGGUUGAACCCGUUCUCCAACAUCGGGGUUGAACCUGUUCUCCAACAUCGGGGUUGAACCCAUGUUCUAACUGUGGGGUUGAGCCGAGGCACCUGCUCGGGUUGGCCCCACGUGCCAACGUGGGGCUGGACCCAAAGAUGGGCUGGGGUUGACCCCACGCGCCAACAUUGGGGUCAGACCCACGCUCUGGCUGGGGUUGAACCCGUUCGCCAACAUCAGGGGUCAACCCCGGCUCCAACGUUGGGGUUGAACCAUGGUGCCAACGUUGGGGUUGACCCACAGUGCUAAUGUUGGCGUUGACCCACAUGCCAACGUUGGGGUUGACCCCAGGCUCCAACGCGGUUGAACGCUGGGACGUGGUGGGACCCCAGGAUGUGGCCAGACCCCCGGAGGGGCUUGAACCCUGGACCUGGCUGGACCCUGAGAUGCAGCCCGCUCCCGGGACGGGAUCAGACCCCGGACACGGCCUGACCGCGAGGGUGGUGGACAUGGUCCAACCCUGGAGAGGGGCCAACCCACGCUGCAGCGGGACCUCGGACACAGUCAGCGCCCGGGAUGUGGCCGGACCCUGGACACGGCCACGUCCCCCGGACACCACCAGACCCUGGGACAUGGCUCAACCCUGGACACAGCUGGACCCGGGAUGUGGCCAGAGCCUUGGAGGUGGCUCAACCCCGGCAUGACCCAACCCUCGGCCGUGGCCAGACGCCGGGACACAGCCGGAUCCCGGGACGCGGCCGGAUCCCGGGACACGGCCGGAUCCCGGGACACGGCUCAGCCUCGGACACAGAUGGCCCCGACCCGGGACGCGGCCCAACCUGGGACACGCCGGGACCCUGGACGUGGUCGGACCCGGGACGAAGGCGCCACCGGGGCCCCCCCAGCGCCCAGGUCCACCCCGGACUCACCCCCCCCCCCCCCCGCCCCAGCGCCCGGGUCCGUCCCCGUCGCGGCCAUGUCCCCCCCCCCCCCCCCCGCCUGGUUCAGCCCCCCCUGUACAGUGAAAUACAGUCGGGCCGCGGGGUCCCCGCGGUGCUCAAACUGG
Dromaius novaehollandiae (emu) is the source of this 4857-nucleotide messenger RNA. It is a transcript of the gene EVI5L, whose product is annotated as ecotropic viral integration site 5 like. The transcript has 20 exons. The record is from RefSeq and is a predicted model, not a curated record. NCBI's taxonomy places the organism in Eukaryota, Metazoa, Chordata, Aves, Casuariiformes, Dromaiidae. Bases 245 to 2653 code for a protein of 802 amino acids.